UCAACCGUCGACCUCAUACUCUCACCUCAAGCUUUGCACUUCAACUCACCAGUUCACACUCACAGCAUAUCGCAAGAUGUCAGCCCUCGGAACCUCGUUCGUCCAGCAGAUCAGGGCCAACAAACCGCUCUACCGAUUCUUGAAGCCGAUCGCCACAUGGUAUGCGAAUCUUGCCGGGUACCGAAAGUUCGGCUUGAGAUAUGACGACUUGAUCAUGGAGGAGAACCAAACCAUGCAAAAGGCUAUCACUCGUCUCACCGAACGUGAACAAUACGAUCGAUCCUACCGACUUCGUGUGGCCUCUCAAUGCUCUGUGCUUCACAAGGAGCUCCCCAAGGAACAAUGGACCAAACCCGAAAACGAUGUCAGAUAUUUGACCCCGCUCGUUAAGGAAAUCGAACAAGAAAACCAAGAACGCUUGGCCUGGGAUACCGCUAAAGUCCCAUCCGGUAGUGGCCAUUAGAAAUCCAAUUCCACUUGAAUCCCUUUUACGCAUUGUGUUUUUUUUUCUGAAAUUCCUUUUCAUGUGUCAUAACCAACUUAUUUGACCGAGACGCAUCCCGAAUUUCGUCGGCAAACUUUAUCAGUCAGAUAAUCAACCCCCGCCGGACACUCUAGAUGGAUGGAUAUUAAGUUAGCAAUUUGUUCGAUGGAAGUGAUCCUUUAGCCUCGCGUGCACGUGGGAUCGGUCCAGGAUCUAGCGAACUCCAGUCGCGUUUACUACUGGUUUUCAAUUGAUGACAACUAACACCUCCUUAGUGGAAAUAGCUACACACAAGAAAGCUCUCCACCUGGUUUGAUCCAUUCAUGCAACUUGCAUUUAGUUGAGACACUUCGUUGCAAAGAGGUUCAUCCCCUACUGCAUGAGUUGAUAGACAGCCCAGAAUUCACACCUGUUACAUAGCUACCAGAGAUGCAUAUGGAAAACCGUCAAGGUACAUUACUACAAAACUAAGGCCAGAGUUAGACACAUGUAUGUGCAAUAUUAAGUCAUCAAAGAGUCAGCUUUUCUUUUGUGGAAAGUCGCAUGAAUGGUAUUGAUGGGAUCUUGGAGAAUUCCAAAGCAAGCAAGAAGAAUUACCACAACCAGAUUAGAUAAAUUGAUUAUGGAUCAUCACUUUGAGAGAAAAUAUCUAGGCUAAAAUAACUCAUAUGGAA
Puccinia graminis f. sp. tritici CRL 75-36-700-3 is the source of this 1158-nucleotide messenger RNA. RefSeq names its product ubiquinol-cytochrome c reductase subunit 7. Gene Ontology annotation, biological process: mitochondrial electron transport, ubiquinol to cytochrome c. Lineage: Eukaryota; Fungi; Basidiomycota; Pucciniomycetes; Pucciniales; Pucciniaceae. The record is from RefSeq and is a predicted model, not a curated record. The coding region runs from base 77 to 463 and encodes 128 amino acids. The transcript has 3 exons.